Messenger RNA from Bradysia coprophila, 8923 nucleotides. RefSeq names its product domino helicase (gene dom). Gene Ontology annotation, cellular component: Swr1 complex. Gene Ontology annotation, molecular function: ATP hydrolysis activity; histone binding; ATP binding. Lineage: Eukaryota; Metazoa; Arthropoda; Insecta; Diptera; Sciaridae. Gene Ontology annotation, biological process: chromatin remodeling. The record is from RefSeq and is a predicted model, not a curated record.
AUCGUGUUCGUGUAUGUGUUCGGCAGACAUUUCACAUUGAAAGCGUUGAAUAGUAAAAAGAAGUUGAUGCUCUAUGUGCUCUCUGUGAAAAAAACAUUUUUUAUUAUUUCUCGGUUUAAGGUGGAAUUUAAUAAAAACGCGUUAUAGUUAUACGGUGCUUGUGAUUUCCUCAACAAUUCUAUGCCAUUUUAAUUUGUUGAUGGUGUCGGAUCGGCCAGAAAAAUUGUGAUUUUACUGGGGAUGCAUGAAAAAUGAAUGAAGCCGGUUCAGCAGGAGGGGGGCAAAAAGGGCAUGUCUCUGCCCCUCCUGCUGUGUUUUCUGACCGCAGAUCAAACUACAGCGAAACCACACAGAUGUCCAACGUUGGAUCUGCGGUGCCUGCCACACAAAUGUCACAGAUUGGUAGCGUUGAAAAAAUUAACCCAUCCGAUCAGAACUCUAUGCAAACGGCAGCAGCAUCCAGAACAUCGGCACAUUACGAAUCUGGUGAUAAUCCGGGCCGUCAGAAUAUUAAAUCGGUCGAAACGGUACAACAAAAUAGUGCAUUAGUUAAAAGCGGUAUUAGCAUCGGUGGAGGAGGUGGUGGCUGCUUAACACGAACACAAAGUGCGGUCACCAGUACGAGUGGUAGCAGUAUUGUCUCAAGCAACAGUCAUUUAGUCACAACAACGUCAACAUCAUCAUCAUCAUCACUGUCGAGUCAGUCGGCUGAUUUGAAUUUAUCGCCGCCUAAGAAACGUGUUAAAAUAUCCGAUGACAGUGACAUUAUUAAUGACGCGGUGGCAUUAGAGAAAGCCAUUUUAGAGUACAACUUUACGAAGUUAAAGAAUAUAAAAUACAGGCACUCUGAGUAUGUUGCUGAACUGUUUUUUCUGCAAAACAAUGGAAAUAUGAUGGAAUAUCCGACGUGGAGAAAGAAGUCGAACACACAGCAACAAUUUAUACAUUUUAUGAAAUCUCAUCGCUUGGAACCGCCUCCGUUGGAGGAAAGUGACCAAAGCAGUCGUCCGCCGCAACAAACAAUCUUGCCUCAUGGAGCUGAAAUUAAAAUUCCCGGCGUUGGUGCGACACCGGUAGCGGUAUCGACAACGUUACCAGCUGCAGUUGUUCAACUCAGCCAGCAAGGUGGAACUCCAUUAGUGCCCGAUGUGGCGUCAACCGAUAAACGUAAAAUGGCGUUGCCAGUCAGCGCUCAAUCCCCAUCACAAGAACAAUUCUCGGUCAAGGCCCGCCAAGAAGUCUAUGUGUUGCAACGAGUAUCCGAGCUUCAGCGUGAAGGACUAUGGAUGGAAAAACGACUGCCUAAAGUACAGGAACCACAACGGCCGAAAGCUCAUUGGGACUAUUUACUGGAAGAGAUGGCCUGGAUGGCCACCGAUUUUGCGCAAGAACGAAAAUGGAAAAAAGCGGCAGCCAAAAAGUGUGCUCGAAUGGUACAAAAACAUUUCCAAGAAAAGGCAUUGGCCGCCCAGAAAGCCGAAAAAGCGCAGGAGAUGCAACUGAAGCGUAUAGCCAGUUUUAUUGCAAAAGAAAUUAAAAUAUUUUGGUCGGAUGUCGAGAAGCUGGUCGCAUUCAAGCAACAACAGAAAAUCGAACUGAAAAAGAAGAUCGCGAUGGACCAGCAGCUGAGCUACAUUGUUAGUCAAUCGGAAAAGCUUUCCAUAAAAAUUGUUGAGGGGUUGAACAGAACAGCCAACGAUGCUAGUGCAGCAGCUAGUCUAAAUUCAAGUCGAAUAUCAUCGCCGAAACCAAAUACCGCCUCAGACGAUGAAUUUGAACCGGAUAAUGUGUCCGACGAUGAUGAGGAAACGAUUUCAAAGGCCGAAUUGGAAGACGUAGAAAAUGUGGACGAUGAGGUGGCCGCAUUGCAAAAAGAAUCCGAAAUGGAAUUGGAUGCGUUCAUAAGUGGUCUACCAAAAGACUAUCUGCAGAAUCGUGAUAAAAUCGUUCUCAGCGACGAUGACGAACAAUCGGAUGAACAGUCCGAUGAAGAAUUCAAAGCAACCGGCGAUAGUGAUGACGAUGAGGAUACAAUUAUCGAACAAGAACAAAAUGAGAACAAAGACGAUCACCAAAUGGAAAUCGACGAACUGAAUGCUGAAAAUAAUCUGACAAUAGAUGAACUAAUGGCAAAAUAUAAAUCAGCUCCAAAGUCGUCGAGAAUGGACAUUGAUUCCGAUGAUGAUUCCACUGACAACGAAAGUUCUGAGGAGUCCAAUCAAUCCGAUGACGACGAAGACGUCGAAAAAUCGGACAAAGAAGACACUUUGAACGAAAGUUUCGGUCUGAAGAGUCUAUUGGAGGAAGAUUCGAAUAAGCUAUCACAGGCCGACAAAGAUGAUCUAAUCAACGAUGCCGCCGCAAUUGCUGAAAGAAUCCAGCCCAAGGGGAAUACACUGUCGUCAACAAAUGUCAUCACACCGGUGCCAGUUUUGCUGAAGCAUACGCUGAGAGAGUAUCAGCACAUCGGCUUGGAUUGGCUGGUGACGAUGCACGAUCAGAAACUGAAUGGCAUCCUGGCAGACGAAAUGGGUCUGGGCAAAACCAUCCAAACAAUUUCGCUACUGGCCCAUUUGGCAUGCGUCAAAGGUAAUUGGGGUCCGCAUCUGAUUGUCGUGCCGUCAUCGGUGAUGUUGAAUUGGGAAAUGGAAUUCAAGAAAUGGUGUCCCGGAUUCAAAAUUCUCACGUAUUAUGGGACGCAAAAGGAACGGAAACAGAAACGUAUUGGCUGGACCAAAGUCAACGCAUUUCACAUAUGUAUCACAUCGUACAAAUUAGUCAUUCAAGACCAUCAAAGUUUUCGACGGAAGAAGUGGAAGUAUUUGAUAUUGGAUGAGGCGCAAAACAUUAAAAAUUUCAAGUCACAACGAUGGCAGUUGCUGUUGAACUUCUCCACUGAACAGCGCUUGCUGUUAACCGGUACACCGUUACAAAACAAUUUGAUGGAGCUGUGGUCACUCAUGCACUUCCUUAUGCCGCACGUGUUCCAAUCUCAUCGAGAAUUCAAAGAGUGGUUCUCCAAUCCAAUGACUGGCAUGAUCGAAGGCAACACCGAGUACAAUAACUCAAUCAUACAACGGCUGCACAAGGUGUUGCGACCAUUUCUGCUGCGUCGACUGAAAUCGGAGGUGGAAAAGCAAAUGCCGAAAAAGUAUGAGCACGUUGUGAUGUGUCGUUUGUCGAACCGACAGCGAUAUCUGUACGAUGAUUUUAUGAGUAGAGCAAAGACCAAAGAAACGCUGGCAUCCGGAAAUCUGUUGAGUGUGAUAAAUGUGUUGAUGCAGCUGCGAAAAGUGUGCAACCAUCCCAAUAUGUUUGAGGUGCGUCCAACUAUUUCACCGUUUCGCAUGGAUGGGCUGAGCCUACGAACUACAUCCUUAGUUGCCAACAUGUUGGACUAUGAUCCAUUCAAUCAAAUCGACUUGAAUGCUUUCAAUCUCGUACUCGUACAAUUAGAAAUGUGUUUGACCGCCUACGUGGCGUAUCGGAUCAAACGGCUACAGACACCGAAAAGAUUAAUCGAAGAAAUCGAUUCGUCGUCGGAUCCUCCGCCACAACCACCAUCGAUUUCGUUUAAAAUGCAUCUGUCGUUGCUCGCAAAUGGCAUGCAGAAAGGCACAGCGAACUCAAAUUGCGUUAAAGUUGGCACCAGUCCAGCUAUGAAGACUGAACGAACGAAAAGUGUUCCACAAUCAUCUAGUUUAGUAAAUACAAAGUCGAACCAUCCAAUUCCAGUAGCUGACAUCAUCAUUCCGCCGUUGACCACAUCCACACCGACGCAAUCACAAAAUAUGAGUUUGCGAAAGCGAUCGGAUAUACAGGACGUACAGUCACCACAAUCGAUAACUCCCGUUCGACGACAAGUUCUCUUAACACCGACCACCGGUCCGAAAUCGUCAACCAUUCUGACUACAUCGAGUGGUCAGCGAUUGACUUUCGUUAAAAGUUCAACGCCGCAACGACCGCAUGGAGCUAUUUUAACCAACAGCAACCGGGUUGUUCCACAACAAUCGCUCAGCACAUCGCUGGGUCAACAGUUCAAACAGCCCUACACUCAAAGUGCCAGCAAAUCGUCACCGAUUCUGCCGGACGAACAAAGUGAAUUCCUAAUCGUCGAAUCUGAAGCGUUGCGCAAAGAGAGACGCGUUCAAAAGUUGCAGCUACUGUCCAAACUGAAUGGACGGAAGUGUGACGUAUCGCCAGUAUACGGCAAUGAUCUCAGAGAAACAAUGUUUCAAUUGUGUAAGAUGUGCGAAAAUGCCGAGAAUAUACCGUGGAAUUCCCGCGGCUAUGUGCACUGUCAGCAUGCCGUGCUGAAGCGUGAUUCAUGGAGUCUAACCGCUGCCAUUAAAUCGUUUGAGCAACGAACCGAUGAGAUGCGAUCGCUGUUCGGUAAUUUUGUGAUUUUCGUGCCGGCCGUUUCGGCGCCGGAACCGUGUUUGACGAUAACGCAUCCUAGUCCGUGGAAGAUAAACGAACAAUUGACUAGAGAACGGAUUAUCCGGACUGAAAUGUCACCGAAAUUAGCUCUGCUGCAUCCGAUCAUUUCAGCUAUGAGUACCCAGUUUCCCGAUCCGCGACUCAUUCAAUACGACUGUGGUAAAUUGCAAACAUUGGACCGCCUGUUACGACAGUUAAAAUCUGAAAGUCAUCGCGUUCUCAUAUUCACGCAAAUGACAAGGAUGCUGGAUGUAUUGGAAGCUUUUCUGAAUUAUCACGGUCACAUCUAUCUGCGGCUGGACGGUACGACACGUAUUGAACAACGGCAGGUCUUGAUGGACCGAUUCAACAACGACAAACGCAUUUUCGUAUUCAUUCUGUCGACCCGAUCGGGCGGCGUUGGUGUUAAUUUAACUGGUGCUGAUACUGUGAUAUUUUACGAUUCCGAUUGGAAUCCGACGAUGGAUGCCCAGGCUCAGGAUCGAUGUCAUCGAAUCGGCCAGACGCGCGAUGUGCAUAUUUAUCGGUUGGUUAGUGAGAAAACCAUCGAAGAAAACAUUUUGAAGAAGGCGAACCAGAAACGAUUGCUUGGUGAUCUGGCUAUUGAGGGUGGCAAUUUUACGACCGCUUACUUCAAGGGAUCAACGAUUCAGGAUUUGUUUUCGGUCGACAACAAUGAUGAAGACGCUUCGUCACGAUUGGCCGAAGUGCUGGAUCGAGACCGUGAUCGACGGCAUAGAUUGCAAGAGAAUUUGGCAACAACAUCCAAUGGGAGUGCUGACGAGAAAUCGGCAAUCGGUGCACUGGAGUCUGCAUUGGCUGCCGCUGAAGAUGAACAGGAUGUUGAAGCCACUAAAAUAGCUAGUGCAGAAGUUGCAGCUGAUUUGGUAGAAUUCGAUGAGAGCAUUCCGAUUGAAGAAGGCGAUACGAGCAAAGUGGUAGAAAUGAGCAAGGCUGAACAAGAAGUGGAGAAUAUGCUAAGUCCAAUCGAACGGUACGCAAUGCGCUUCGUAGAGGAGACUGGUGGUUUGUGGACUGAACAAUUGCGCUCCGCUGAGGCCGAGAUUGAACAGCAAAGGCGUGAAUGGGAGGCGAAUCGGCUGGCUGCACUCCGCAAAGAAGAAGAAGAAGCAAAGCGAGCCGAAGAGGAGGAAAAUCAACUGUUAACAUACUCCGGCGUGGAUGCUAGAAAUCAGAUUUGGAUAAGCGACAAUACCAUGGAAGAAAUGCCGCUAUGGGGUCCACCAACGCCACCACAGGACGACAAUGACAUAUACAUCGAUUAUUCUCUCCUAUUUCUGUACGAACCCACUCCUAUGACGGAAUCGGAGCUACCUCCGGUCUAUGUGAAAAAGGAGUUCAAACGCAGCCGUGUCGACGCUGGCUUCUUCAUUGACAAUCGUCGGCCACUUAAAAUGCGCAAAGAAGACAAUUACAAUCCUCCACGAUCCUUGUUCGAUAAACCGAGUCCAGCACUGGCUAAAUUGAGGAAAGACUUGAAACUGCAACGGUACAGAGGCAUUUUCAAGACUCCACUGCAGAUUCCCGCUCUAAAGCAGCAAGUCCCACUGAAACCGUUAGUAGAGCCCGAAGGUAUGGUGGAUUGGAUCAUUCACGAGGACAUUGAGUUGUUGAACGUUAUUCAACAGUUGCAAGGGCUGCCAUUAAAUUUAAUGUUGUUAUCGCCUGGACACACUCCGAAUUGGGACUUGGUGGCUGAUAUCAUAAAUCAAACAUCUAGAGUGUAUCGCACCGCGAAGCAUUGCCGGUAUCGCUAUGAGGCUGUUAUCGUUCCUCGAGAAGAGGGAAAACUAAUCGAAUCUCCGAAGAAGCAAAAGAAAACGAAGAAUCCGCUAAAGACAUCCACCAAGAAUCUGCGUACGUCGCAACUUUACGCCAACGACAAAAACAGUUCGUUCUCAAAAUUGCUUAAAGUUAAAUACGACAACAUCAAAACAGCGUACUUGAAGAGGGGACCCCAACUAAAGCGAAUGCUGGUGAAUCCAACGCUAAGGAAUCCAAAGCAUACAAGCAUUCUAAACGAUUUUGGUGUCAUAAAUUACGAUAGUCCGAUUACGCCGCAAGAAAUAGCAGUUCGACGUGUGGAAAAGCUAAAGGAAAAACAGAGGAGCGCAAUGCCCAAUUCGGUACCGGAUCUGGUACAACAACAAUCUAUACAAACAGCGACACUCCCGUCGCAAAUCAUAGCGACCCAAUCGCCUACAGCGAUCAUAGUACAACAACAAGCUUCUUCGCAACAAAGUCAACAACAGCAACCACAAUUACAACCGAUACCAUCGAAUGUUCAGUCUGUCACAACGUUGGUACAGUCUCAGCAAAUACAAUCGCAACGUACCUCCAUCAACAUACAGCAUCAACAAUCUCCGCAAAUAGUGAAAGCGAUUGUUGCCUCUCCUCAACAGCCAUCGUUGAUUGCAAGUACCGUACAACAUAUUCCAAUUAGCCAAGCGCAACAAAUCCAACACGUACAGGCCAUUCAGCAACAACAGCAGCAGCAACAGGCGCAGCAAAACAUUGUAUCUCAGUCACCCGUGUCGGUUGUACUUACUACACCGAUUUCCGUCAUGACAUCUGUACCUCAACAAAUGCAGCCGCAAAUCGUUUCCAUUCAACAAAGUGUUAUACCCAGCAGUACAGCGAUCAUAAGCCAAUCAACUGGUACGAUAGUGCAGUCCGUUACACCACAACAGCAAACCGGUCAGGUCGUUUCUGUUUCACAAUUGGCUGGAGUCGGUACUGUUUUCACCACAUCCUGUCUACCGACGAAUGCAACGGUGGCUACGUUAUCUACAUCUUCGUUACGCGGACAAAGAAUCGUCACGGCACCAGGAUUACAAGAAGUGGUUUUACAUCAACGUUCAAAUGCACAAAGUCCAACGGUUGUUUCGGUCAGCGGAAUAACUGGACAAGCGUUUACACAAGCACAACUCCAGGCAUCUCAAUUACGAUUAGCUGUUAGCGGUGGCCAGCAGGUGACUGGUGUUGUGACUAAAGGUAUUCCAGUCAAUUCGGUGACUGGCAAACCAAUCAAUCAAGGCACUCAGUCCAUAUUUUUCCGACCGCAAUUGCGACAACAACAACUGAAAGUUAUCCAUCCAGGACAAGCUGGUCAAAAUAUUGUUGGCCCAGCUGGUACAAUCAUAUCCGGAGGAAUUGUACAAACUGCAAGUGGUCAGACCGUUCAACUUCAGCAGCAGGUGGGGCAAAAGGUUACCGUUGCUACGGCAGGAACACCAGUUCAAAUGGCAACCGGUCAAACGAAGACGCAAUUCGUUAAACAAAUUGGUGGCAAACAAACGAUUACACGGCAAGCAACUGAAGCUGAAAUGUUAAUUGUGAAAAGGCAAUUGAUUGCGCAACCGCAACAGCAACAGCAGAAAACGCAGUUAAUUAAUCAGUCGCAGAUAUUCACACCAUCGAGCUUACAAAUCCAGCAAGCUGGUUCAAGUGGUCAACAACAAAUUGCUACGUUGGUGAAGACAUCUGUUGGUGGUGCUGGAACUGUCGGUAUGACAUUGUCACAAAUCAAACCUGGCCAACUGAAAGCAACGAUCCCGAGCCAAGGGUCAAUGCGACAAAUUCAAAUCCAACAGCCCGUGGCUAUUGGUCAGCAUCGAAAAACUGGCAAAAUGACGCAGAUUACUCAGGUGACGGCUAAGCCGGGUACUAGCGGUGGCAUACCAACACAAUUGAUUGUACAGAAUCCCAACAAGCUGGCAAACACAGUGACCGUUCAGCAAAUUCAACAAGUGAUACGACAACCAACUGGUCAAAUUGUAUUGGGCAAAGCGAGCGUCGGACGAGUCAUUCCAGUGACGAUGUCUUCACAAGCCCGUCAAAUACAGGUUGUCUCGUCGUCAGCUAUUGCUGGAAAUACUAUUCGAACACAUCCGACGCAAACGAGUAUGGGUACAACGCAUACGAUCAAAGUCGCACCGGGUACAACGCCUCAACAGACACAAGCGAUUUUCUCCGCUUUGCAUCAGGUGCAGCGACAGAAUGCUAGCCCAGUUCGCUUGCAACAAACCGCUUCCGGUUCUCUGGUUGCGUUAACGGUUCAACAACCACAAGGCGGAGGCAAUAUUGUUGUUUCGACUCAAAAUACUGGCACCGUUGAUGCAUCACCCUCAAAUGCCAUUGUACAAUCGGUGCAACACAUUCAACAACAGCAGCAGCAGCAGCAACAACAACAACAACAACAAUCAACACAGAAAAAACAAAAGCAAAAAUCUCUUUGCGUUUUGAUUGAUCCUCCGCAAGACAGAAUAUCCGCAACGGCAAAAAAAGACAAGAACUCAAUCAAAUUAAAAAAACUUUUCAAGAAAAGCCAAUAAAUGUCAGAGUAAAAUAUGGCAUGGGUUGCGUAUUGGAGGCGUGAAUGUUGUAGUACUUAAAGGAAAGAAAUUGCAACUUUCAGUCGGACUUCAGAAAUUAACUGAACAAUUGUUGCUUUGAAAGAAAU